AUGCCAGAUUUUCUCAACUAUGCCAGGCUUGGAAUAUCUGCAAAUAGCAUACACCACUUUGAGAAAUUAGACGACGGUUGCUUGAUGGACGCUAGCAAUCUGACUACCUUAUACUUGUCCAAUAACGCGAUUUUCUACAUCUCCCCUCAGGCGCUGCGGGGUCUGAAGAAACUCCAGUUCCUCGAUUUGUCGUAUAAUGCCAUCGAGUAUAUUGCACCGGGAACAUUCAAAGAUAUAGAUGAAAUCACAACACUACGUCUCGAGUUCAACCAUCUGUACACGGUCUCAGCAGGAACUUUUGCCGGCCUCAAGAACCUUGAGUUCAUACACCUUGAAUACAACCGGAUUUCGAGCGUUGCUGUUGGAGCCUUUGAGGGCGCAGCGGCAGCAAGAACAGUUCAGAUAUCUGCCAACAACCUCGUCACCAUCAAACCUGGCAUAUUCAGAGGACUGAGUAGCGUGAAUGUUUUGACAUCUAUCGACAAGGACGUGUUUAAUCUGACUGAACUCACAUCGCAUAAAGUGACCGUUAAUCUAGGAGGUUGCAAAUUGGAUUGCCAAUGUGACAUUGACUGGCUUAACGAGGCUCCAUUUACUACUUUGUAUGCCUAUUGCGCAACUCCACCGGAACUGUCCACAAGCGCACUGCA
Molecule: messenger RNA, 650 nt
Organism: Priapulus caudatus
Lineage: Eukaryota; Metazoa; Priapulida; Priapulimorpha; Priapulimorphida; Priapulidae
Product: SLIT and NTRK-like protein 6
Exons: 5
Molecular function (GO): protein binding
Source: RefSeq, a predicted model, not a curated record